This is a messenger RNA of Coturnix japonica (Japanese quail), 8129 nucleotides long. It is a transcript of the gene SLK, whose product is annotated as STE20 like kinase. Gene Ontology annotation, molecular function: protein serine/threonine kinase activity; protein binding; ATP binding. The record is from RefSeq and is a predicted model, not a curated record. NCBI's taxonomy places the organism in Eukaryota, Metazoa, Chordata, Aves, Galliformes, Phasianidae. Gene Ontology annotation, biological process: protein phosphorylation.
UUCUUUUACUGAUAUUAGCAGACGGAAGUGCAGUGGGUGUAAAUAUGACUGUACCUCAGUUUUCUGCUGUGUCCUAUGCACCGACUCACUUGAGCUAUGAAAAGAAUUCUUUUCUUCUGAAUGGAUCGAUGCAAUAUUUUAAGUGCUUUGGGGAUUAUACUAAGAACACCUGUCUCCUUAAUAGGAGUUUGUAAUCCUAAAAGAUACCCUAAAAGAAAUGUAAAACUCCACGGAAAUUUUCUUUUAAUUGUGCUUUUUCUUUUAAGCAUGGAAACAAUUGAAUUGUAAUACCAUGUUUCCUGAUGAUUCUGAUUAACUCUGUGAAGAGUUUGUGUAACCCAAAUGUGGAGUAGAGUGAUAUUGUGUCAUACAGUGGAGUAAUGGAAUGGAACAAUUGGAAUUAUGAACAAAUUUCCACUCAGAGAAGAUCCUGAUCGAAUUUUGUGCAGGUGGAGCAGUAGAUGCAGUAAUGUUGGAGCUGGAAAGGCCAUUAACGGAGCCGCAGAUCAAAGUGGUGUGCAGGCAGACACUGGAAGCGUUGAACUACUUGCAUGAAAAUAAGAUCAUCCACAGAGAUCUAAAAGCUGGCAAUAUUCUUUUCACAUUGGAUGGAGACAUUAAACUGGCGGAUUUUGGAGUAUCAGCUAAAAACACAAGAACCAUACAAAGAAGGGAUUCUUUUAUCGGCACACCGUAUUGGAUGGCUCCAGAAGUAGUAAUGUGUGAGACAUCUAAAGACAGGCCUUACGAUUAUAAGGCUGACAUUUGGUCUCUUGGCAUUACUUUAAUUGAAAUGGCUCAAAUAGAGCCACCUCACCAUGAAUUGAAUCCAAUGCGAGUGCUCCUGAAAAUAGCAAAAUCUGACCCACCUACAUUAGCACAGCCUUCAAAAUGGUCAUCGGAUUUUAAAGACUUUCUGAAGAAAUGUUUGGAAAAGAAUGUCGAUGCAAGGUGGAGUGCAACCCAACUCCUACAGCAUCCAUUUGUUACCGUUACUUCCAAUAAACCGAUAAGAGAAUUGAUUGCAGAAGCUAAGGCAGAAGUUACGGAAGAAGUGGAAGAUGGUAAAGAUGAGGAUGAAGAAGAGGAAACAGACAAUUCUCUGCAGUUACCUGCAGACAAGCGUGCAUCUUCUGACCUUAGCAUUGCCAGCUCUGAAGAGGAUAAGCUUUCACAGAAUGCCUCUGUUCUGGAAUCUCUUUCUGAGAAAACAGAAAGUAAUGCAAUUGAGGAGAAAAGCAACGCCAUCUUUCCAGAUGAUAAAACAAUUGAAGAUGACUCUCAGGACAUUAAAAUUAGGAAAACAGCUGAAAGCAUACCUGAUGGUGUUGGCGGUGAUAUCAAAGUGCAGAAUGGUUCUGUGCCGACAGGUGAAGUUGAACAAGGCAAAAUAUUGCUAAUUGAAAAGAAUACAGAAAGGCUGGAAGAAACAGCUGAAGACACAGAACCUCAGAAAGGAAGGAAAGAACUUAAUGCUGUAACAAAAUCAGAAAUAAAGGAUGAACACAACUUAAAAACAGAGGAAGAAAAUGCCAUAGGAAAUGCCAUAGGAAAUGAACAAAGAGAGGAAGAUGAACUGCAAGUUGUACCUAGAGUUGAUGAUGGUGUGGAAACUGGAGAAGCUGUUUCUGGGGAAACAGGUGAAAAAGAAGAGGAAAUCAGAACAGAUCUCUCAGAGAGUGAGAAUGAAAAGGUCAGUGCAGAAAAUAUCAUAGAGCAAAAGGAAGAUGAAGAGGAAGCUCAAAAAGAGGCAAUAAUAGACAUCACUACAGACUCUGUGCCUAGUGCUGAGGAUAAAGUGUCAGAUGAAGAAAAGGAACUCAUAAAGCAUGGAAUUGAAAACAUUAAGGAGAUAGGUGGUAUUGCUGAAACACAGAUCAGCGAUGGGGAUAAAAUACCUGAGACGUCGGAUAAGCCAGUGGAAAGUCAGGCUAAGCAGGUCCUUGAGAUAAUCAGCUCUGAAGAAACUCCAUCAGAAAGCCAAGAUAAAGAGAUCAAAGUAGAGAAGAAGCUGGCAGAAAGUGAAAAUGAGAAUAUCUGUAAAAUAAGUAGCACGGAGGAAAUGGAGAGCAAAGACUCCGGAGAAGAUGACGUAGGCCAGAAGGCAAUACAGGACAAACCUGAGGGUAUUUCUAAUAAAAUGAUGGAUGAACAGACUGAGAUGGACCAGAAUCCAGAACGCAGAGCUGAGAAUAUCCAGGAAAACAAUAUUCAAACAGAAAAAGAGCAACCAGAAGUUUCUCCUGAUGAAGUAAUGAAGAAUAAGCUUCAAGGCGCUACCGACGAACAAGCUGAUGAUUCUGAACUCACGCCAGUCCCCAGUAUUAGUAUUAGCACUGAAGAAAGUAAUGAAAAGGUCAAAAUGGAUAAUCAAGACAGUACUGAAACGUUACAGCAGCUGGAAUCUGAGAACCUGAAGGAAAAUGAUGCAGAUUCAGGCACAGGUUCUACAGCUGAUAACAGCAGCAUUGAUUUGAACUUGUCAAUUUCUAGUUUCCUUAGUAAAAACAAGGAGACAGGAUCAAUAUCUUUACAGGAGACAAGGAGACAGAAGAAAACUUUAAAGAAAACUCGGAAGUUUGUUGUUGAUGGAGUAGAAGUGAGUGUAACCACAUCCAAAAUAGUGACCGAAAAUGACUCCAAAAGUGAAGAAAUGAGAUUUUUGCGGCGUCAGGAGCUGAGAGAGCUGAGGCUUCUUCAGAAAGAGGAGCAGAGAGCCCAACAGCAGCUCAGCAACAAGCUCCUGCAGCAGCGGGAGCAGAUGUACAGGCGUUUUGAGCAGGAGAUGACAGGUAAGAAGCGGCAAUACGACCAGGAAAUAGAGAACCUGGAGAAGCAGCAGAAGCAGACAAUAGAGCGCUUAGAGCAGGAGCACACGAAUCGGUUACGGGAUGAAGCGAAGCGCAUCAAAGCUGAGCAGGAAAAAGAGCUGUCCAAAUUCCAGAACAUGCUGAAGAACAAGAAGAAGGAGGUUUUUUGUGAAGUGGAGAAAGCACCAAAAGAGCUGAGAAAAGAGCUCCUGAAACGCAGGAAAGAGGAGCUUUCACAAAGCCAGCAUGCUCAGGAGCAGGAGUUUGUGCAGAAGCAGCAACAAGAACUGGAUGCAUCUCUUAAGAAAAUCAUUCAGCAGCAAAAGACAGAACUAGCCACCAUUGAACGAGAUUGCCUCAACAGCAAACAGCAGCUCAUGAGAGCUCGCGAAGCUGCGAUCUGGGAGCUGGAGGAACGACAUCUACAAGAGAAACACCAACUCCUCAAACAGCAACUCAAGGAUCAGUACUUCAUGCAGAGGCAUCAGCUGCUUAAGAGGCAUGAAAAGGAAACGGAACAAAUGCAGAGAUACAACCAACGCCUUAUUGAAGAGUUAAAGAACAAGCAAACUCAGGAAAGAGCCAGGCUGCCUAAGAUCCAGCGAAGUGAAGCAAAGACUCGAAUGGCUAUGUUUAAGAAAAGUUUAAGAAUUAAUUCAUUAGCCUCUCCAGAUCAAGAUCGUGAAAAAAUUAAGCAGUUUGCAAUCCAAGAAGAAAAGAGGCAGAAAAAUGAAAGACUGGCGCAGCAUCAGAAACAUGAAAAUCAAAUGCGGGACCUUCAGUUGCAGUGUGAAGCAAACAUCAGAGAACUGCAUCAGCUACAGAAUGAAAAAUGCCAUCUACUGGUUGAACACGAGACUCAGAAGCUCAAAGAGCUGGAUGAAGAGCACAGCCAAGAACUGAAGGAAUGGAGAGAGAAACUGAGACCGAGAAAAAAGACUCUGGAAGAAGAAUUUGCCAGAAAACUGCAGGAACAGGAAGUUUUCUUUAAAAUGACUGGAGAAUCCGAAUGCCUUAACCCUUCCACACAAAGCCGCAUUUCCAAAUUCUAUCCAAUCCCCAGCCUUCACUCAACUGGGUCAUAACUCUGGGAACUGCUGCAGGUUUUUCAUAUCUGGAAUUGUUUGUUUCUUCAUCCCCAUCGUCUAACAUGAUCUAAUUGCAGCGUGCAUUAAAGGACCUUGGCGCUUUUUGUUUUCGGUGGAGGCAAUCAGUGUCACGAUCACUUUUUUAUUAUUAUUAUUAUUUCUUUGAAUGGAAGAAAAGAGAAAAGGAGUUGCUGCAUAGCGGUAAUGUGACGUCCUUCAGAUGUUUCAAGAACACGUUGUUGUUUUUUUUAUCUCGGUCUCAAAGUAAGUUAUCCGUGGUUUUGACUUAAAGAAAGUCUAGAACAGGAAUUGUAAUAUUUCUCAUCACAAAAAAAAAUGUUUAUGUGAAUUUUUAAACAGUGUAAUAUUAGUUACGCUACUGUGUUCUUAAGUGUCUCAUUUCUACACAAGAUGAGUUCCAUAACUGAAACUGCCCUGAAGGGUUUAAAACGUUACAGUCUUGAGCAAUGCUCUCAGAGCAAGGACUGAAGCUGAUGACUCAGAGCAUGCCAAUAACCAAAAAAACGAUCCCCUGUGCUUACACCACUGGUAACAGUAAAAGCCUUUGCAGCUUCUUUAAAAGAGAAACCUCCGGUGUAAAUUAAACUGAGCUGAUCUCCAUUAUGUGUUUUGUCCAUCAGUUCUGUAAUGAAACGGGGUGCUAGUUUAAUUAAGACAGUGCCUGAAACACUUUGGUAUGCUAAUCCUGGUCACAGGGUGUUUUGUCAUCUAAAAACAAAGCAAAUACUCCAUUGCAUCGCUGUUACUGUACAAAACAGAAGAUUUCUUGCUGCUACUGCCAUUUUUGUUGUAAAUCCUCACCCUAAAAUAUUUUGCACUAAAAUAUGUAAAGGUGAAAGAAAUGCUAACUUUAAAAUACACGGUUUAUUAAUUUCCUUAGCUAUUACAGGUGGUUAUUUCUACAAAUGGAAAACCUGUAGAAUGUAUUUUUUAGAAAGCAGUGUGCACAAUGCACGUGUUCUCUCUAACCAUACCUGGAAAGGGUAGAGCCAUCUUUCUGUUCUCACCAAAGCCUGUUUGUUUAAACUCCAUCAGAGCAUGGAGGUGGUUGGUCAUAUUCACAGGUAACCAUGGCGGAGUCUGAUUUGAUGACAAGUGUCGGAGUUGGUUGUUUUGUUGUUGUUGUUUUAGUCCUUUUAUUUUAUAGAAAGAUUUAAGUUAAAUAUAUAGACAGAAUUCUUAAUGAAGCUGUUUUUCUUUGUUGUUGGGUUGUUGUUUUUUUUUUUUUUUUUGGCUUUUGUGUUGCCACGUACUAACAUAGAUGGUUUUUAUUUUUCAAGUUGAUAGAUGUACAAUAAGUUAUUUACCUGACUGGUCUGCAGUGGAAAAAAAGUCUGAAAUGUUUCUUAUAUAGUUGGUAGGGAAAUAAAAGUGUAUUGGGUCACUUUUACUGCACUCCUUUUGGUGGCAGUCAUAGCGAGACAGUACUGUAAACUGUACUUUGUAUUUGUAAAAUAGUGUUUCCUGUUAUUUGAGGCCUAACUUCCGAUUCUCUUGGGGCAUCAUCUGCAACAUUUGUUUUGCUGGCUCGCAUUAAAUGCACGGCUGGUGAACGUCAUACGGUGUUCAUUUCAUGGGAACAGAACUGAUGCAUGUGAAUGAACUCUUGACAUAGGAAUUGAAUCAGAUGCGGUUGAAAACUUGGAUGCUGAAAUGUCUGGAUGCUGAAGCUCUGCUUUGUCAUUGAAGACACUUAAAAUUUACAGCACAGUAUCAACAGUUGGAAAAUGCAUGUUUUAAUUUAAAUUUUGUAACUUUUUGAUAGCGUAAUUACUUUAUUAGCUAGCCCUAAUUUCUGGCAUUUUAUUAGAUAAAAGCGUAUCGUGUACGGUUGUAAAUUCACAAACCAUAUCUCUGGAAUGUUAUCCGUUGCAAAACACAGAGUUCUUUAAGUUGUUUCUUCAGUAGGGUGAAAUAUGGCUCUGGCCUUUACUUUCUAAGCUCCACCAUCAUAAAUUGACUCACUAAAAUCAGCAGGUAAUCCUCAUCUCUGUAUUUAAAAACUUGUUUGCAGUUUUGUACGCAGUAGGCUCUGUGACUUAUCUGGGGGAUAGACGUGGCAAGCAGAUCUCCCAUUCUGGGUUCCCUCUGCCUUUAUCCACAUUAAAUUCUCAGAGACAUGUUAAUCUUCUUCCAUUGCUGGCAGUCCCAGUGAUCACUUAGCAGUUACCUCUGUCUAAAUCUUUAACUCGAAGAUCCUUUUCACGCAUGCUCAUGCAAUCUGAUCUCAAGUGUAAAUUGUACAAACAAGUAACAGUUCUGUGUUGGAGGAAGGGACUGAAUGUAGUGAUUGCAGCCCUAUUGAGUCCUUGGCCAGGGCUGGAGUCAUAGGGUGCUGGUGAGCAGCUGCAGUCUUGUGAACUGUGCUGGGAUUUGAUGUCUGGUGUGAAAAUACAUUUGUUCUGGGAUAGCAGGAGCUAACAUAGGUACUCACACAUUUAAACUGAUAAAACUGUCGUUGCCAGUAUUGGGCAAUGUGAAAGAGAAGGUGUACGCUAUUAUGUCAAUGCCAGAAAAUCCAGUUUAAGUGAAUUUAGACCCACGUAGGCUCGGAAGAGCUCUUCUGAGAUAUAAAAUCCAAUCUCUCUACUAUUUUAUCACAUAAUCCCUUUAGUAACUGUUAGAAGUUCAGUCUCAAAGGAAAUUGGGUGUAUUUUCCUUAGCCAGAACAAUGUACUUGCUUGCUGAGUUCUUGGCAGAUCUUGUAUUUCCUACAAACCCUUCAGAAGACAAGCAAAUAUUGUGAUCACCUUUGUUUUACUACUCUGGCUGCUCUGAAAGUAAUGCCUCUCAUUUAUUUCCAUGGAAACUACAACAGAUACAGCUCUAUUUGAUAGAGCAAGCUCUCAGAUGCAAUGUACUGAUUCUCAGUAUAGUCACCACCAUCAGCUGUCAUUUACACCAGCAAUGACCAAGAGCCUGUAGGCCAUGCUUAUAAAAUUCCACAUGGCUGCCCACGAUAGGGCUUGUCUUCCCUGUUGCUGCUGCCACUGCUGAAACACCCCACCCCCCACCUCACUGUGCCCACAGCCGCUGUUUGGUCUCCAUGAAUGUCACUGGGUGCCAUUUUUUCUGUAAGGGGGAACUCACCAACACACCUUUGCUUCGCCCACACUUCCAUGUCAGACCCAUUCUCUCAGACUGCCCCUCUGCUGCCCAAUGCAGAUUUGUGCAGUCUCCUCAUUUACUGGAGCUCUGCCGUUUGUGGCAUCCUGUAAUUCUCCACCAAUGCAGCCAUUAGCAUUUACAAUCCCAUAUUUUACUUCACGAUCUGUACUUCUGGAUCUCAGAAAAACUUCCUUGUGUUGACGUGUCCACACAUGUUCCUGUUCCCUGACUUCUAACAGGAGCUUCAUAGCAGAUUCAGAAUGAUGAAUUGGUUAAUUCUUGGGGAGAAUUAACCUUAAUUCCCAGACAAGCUGAGGCUGCCCUGGCACGUUUCUUAGUCUUACAAAAAAUGAGAACAGGUAAAAGGAGGGAAAAAGAAACUUCUUAGCAUUUCUCUUGCUAGAAAGGGGAUGUUGUUUGCAGACCUUUUAGUUCUCUAUUCCCUUCCUCUCACUUUAGUCCUCAUCCUUUCUGUAACUGCUGCACUUCCUGCAUAAGAGCAGUUGGGGGCUCUGGAGAAAGCAGAAGAACUCUUAAUUAAAAUGUGCUUAAAACCAGCUAAUGAGCAAUAGGCCCAACUGUGCUAAAAGCAGACAGGAGGUACUGAGCCCUAAGAUGCUCUCAAUUCCCAAAAUCUUUUUCAGUUUCCAUGCUAGGUAAAGCCUCUUUCUUAAAGAUUAUCAGAUAGGCUGAGAAUGGUGGAAAGAACAGAAACCAGAAGGAGAAAGCUGCUGAACUGUCAUGCCCCCAGUCUCUGUAAGAAAGCCAAGCAGAGCGCUGUUGUGUAAUAAAACCUCGUACUCCAGGGCAUCUCCAAGCUCACGUUGUCCCAGAAGUUUGAUGAAUGUUUUGUGUUAACAAACCAAGUCGUUUUGCCUUACAGGAAGCAACCAAAUAACAUGAGAUGGAUGAAUAAUUGGCAAAGGAUCUCUGUAUGUUUAGCUCAUGGAAAUGAGCUUGCAGUAGCAGCCAUACAACAGUUUUGGUUGUUGGUUUUUUUUUUGUUGUUGUUCUUGUUUUUAAAAGUAAUUUGAUUUCAUGGCUUUCUGUAGAAUAUUGUAAUAAUUCUGCUGUAAAUACAAUAAAAAUCACAGUUUGCUGA